UCCAGCUAACCCUCAUAGUUUUACCUCGCGCUACGCACGUCACACACCCCAAGAAUUCGAUGAAAUCUUUCAUUUCAUCUACGCGAUUCUCGAUACCCCAUCCAACCCUGUGUGGACACGAUAAUUUCAAUGAAAGAGAAAAAAUGCCGGUAGAAAAUCGGAGGUUCAAAGUAUCAAACUUCUUAGCUCGACGCAUUAGCCAAGGAAAGUUUGACCGCCGCGAAACAGUUUAUGCCUUCAGGAAGCACCCGGAUUCGGGAUGACAUCCUUGACCAGAAGGUGAACGCGGUGUAUAAAGGAGCCCAAGCACGUAGGGGCGGUUUGCCGGUCACCUCGUCAUGUGAGGGAUGUCCGGCAGCUCCACCUCGUCCCGUGUUCAGCUCCUUGUGAGCCAACUGCCUCUGGAAUACUGAUGAUUGUAGAGCGUUGGGAUCGAUAUACUAUCUGAAAACGAUGGCGAUGACUGGAUCUCGAAAUUGCACGUCUGGGGUUUAUUGAGAUGCACGCGUUAUACGCCUAUUGAAAAAUCGAUGGACUUUUUCUACGGAGAUGUCGAAUUUUAUGUUAAUUCGAAUUCGGAAACUUGCACCCUUGCGUACGAGGAAGUUGAUCGAUCUUAUUGUCUACGUUCGAGAAUCGUUCGAAGACAAAAAGGUUGGAACAGAAUCCCGGCGCAUAGAGUGAAGAAGCGAACUAACGUUAACCAAACUAUUCUAGAUUUCCGUCUCAUCCUGUUUCGAAAACUACUUGGAUUCUGUAAACAACCGGCGUCAUUAUCCGGAACCUUAUUGAAAAUUCGACGUUUAAUGAGCGUAGGAAAAUUUGUAACGAGAUCAGAUCGAGAGUACAUUAACGAAUCGACGUACGAUGGGCAAUUGAAAAUCUACCGCGCGAUGCACUUCGCUGUAAAAUACGUACACGCAUUCUGAGCCUGCGAAUAGAAUGCUAGACCAAAAGCAAUUUACAAUUAGCGAAAUUCCUUGGUGAAGUACUAGCACCGGUGACGUUUGAUGUUUUGUUAUUCGUAAAGGUGAUAUACAUUACAUUCUAAGAUAAAACUAGUUUUGUUUGAUUGGCGGUCACACCAUCGUUAUGAUAACCAAGCUAAUUUUAUUGUUUAUAACGAUUAGUAAACAACGUACGAUGUCGUUACGAAUGAACACCGAUAAUCGAUUUAUUGGCGGUUCGGAAAAUAGUCUUAGUCCAAGCUGGACCGUCAAUCACGUCGGUUUCUCCAAGUUUAUACAUAUACCACCGACGACAAAAGCAGAGACUUGCAGCUCUCCAGGGACAGAAUUACAUAAAUUUUAUUAGUAGAACACGACUAAUACGAUAAAAUGACGCUGCGCUGGAUUAUUAUGAUCGGUACAUUUUUGUCUGUGAAUACCAAACCGUACAUGAAGAAAUUAUCUUUUGAGGGAUGUAAGCACGACAGUUGGCGCGUCACGGACAUUUCCCUGAUGCCCAAGGGCGACCAAAUUUACGUCGUCGCGGACGUAGGUUACGACAAGAACAUAUCCAACAUAUUGCAUCAAAUUACGUUCACACUUUCCGGCUGUAACGAAUAUUACAAAUGCACCAGUCACUCGGAAUUUGUUGCCAACGACCUUGACUGCCUUGGAAAAAAUCUUACGCAACUUGACAAGGAAGCUUGCGAUGUUGCAAAGACACUGGCCGAAUGGGAAAUGGAUACUGAUAUAACCGGGGCAUUGAAUGGCAAAGAGAGGGUCCGUUUUUGCACACGUCACCGAACACCGAGCCUUCUUUAUAGCGUAUAUCCAAGGAAGUAGUCUGCCAAGUGUCGCUGCGGUCCCGUCGUUUCAUUGGCCCAUCGCCUCCCAGAAUCGAAGCCCUCGUCUUUUUUCACGAAAUUAAGUCAAAAUCUAGAAACUUUCACAGUUCGAAGGGCGGGUCUCAAAGGACAAUCCCUGCACCAUAAUAAUAAAUGAAUUGACAAUCGUGAAGAAAUGUCACGCAUUUCAUUCUCAGCAUCGGAAUCCAUGUCGCGCCCUGGUUCACGGAUUUCGAAAUGGUUCUUCAAACGUUUUUCAUCGAGGCGGUAGCUCUCAGCUUCUGUUGUAAAAAGUGAAUUUAUCAUAUGACAAAUGGGUCAAGGAGUUGUACAAAAUUGUUCCCGCAACGGACAUGUAUAGGUAUUAGUACCUAUGUACCAUGUAACGUCGCGUUUUUCUCGGGCGAUGCCGGAUCGAAUGGAAAUAGAAAAAAUCUGGUAAAAAUAAAGGGAUGAAAUGAAGAUGGCGACGGGGACGGAGAAGGAUAAAAAACAGGGGGGAACCCACAGCACACGUCACGGACAGUCACUACCGACGCCAGAUACUGGCUACAUUCCCGCAAACCACAUUAGUUCUGCUCCACGUGGUUCAAGUGCAGCGAAGGGGCGGCUGAAAGGGGUCGGAGAGGGACCGACCGAUACGAGGGCUGCACACAGAGGAGGGUGCAUCUCAUCGCAUUUGUUACUUUAUUUGUUGCCUGCCUGCUUCAAGAAAUCUCGUUUCUUCCCCUUUGGUAGGCACGGAAGUGCCACCGGCGCGUAUUUACGGACCUGUACGAUAUCAUCCAAAGUUUUUCUGUUUCUUUUAUUUUUUUCAUUUUCUAUAUAGCUUUCUUACGGCUCAUUCCACUCCCCAUACAUUAUUCAUUACAAAACAUAUACGCCGUAUGUAUAAUAUUUUUUUCUAUUUAUUCCGUCCGCAUGCGAACAUCUCCAAAUGGUGCAUCGAAAAUUUACCGCUAUCGCUUCCGCGUCACGAUAUACCGAAUCCUCGAAUACGACUUCGAAAGCCUCCGGGUAUCCGUCGACUAAAAACGCGGGGGAGUGCAGGUUCCGUCGAUAAAAUUCACUUAGCUUUGAUCGCGCUGUAAUUUGAAGGAAAUGAAAAAUGUAUUAACACAGUUUGUCGAGAGACACCAGAGGCGGAAGGAAACACCGAUAUUCUCAGUUGCAGUUGAAUUUUCUGCAAAUGGGUAAACAACAGUCGACGACGUAUCAUUGCGAACGUUAUAGAUUUUGUUUGCAGAACGAGUUUUGAGUUUCACGACGCAGAUAGUAACGUUGCCGCAAGGAUUCCCGCUCGCAGGGCGGAAUUCUACUUUUGAUCUUUUUCAUUUUAUCGCCCGCCUCAUAUCUCGAGUGUCGCUGUUACGGACGGUAAUGUAGUUUCAAUUGCAUAAAAUCUUGAAACCGCAGAGUUGGCGAGCGAGAUUACAGCUGGUAGGAAACGUCCCAAUGAAGAUUCAUGAAAAUGAGAUUCCCAUUUCAAAGUAUGUUCCAGGUAGGAUUCUUAUCCUGGUUAUGGCCGGGUUUCAAACGGAUUGAGGUCGUUUAAGGAGACCUCAAAGAGGAAACACGGACCGGUUAGUGGCAUGCGGAAACGGUUAUAUCUAUACAAACUAACCUUGUACAGCGGCAAUUACUCUACAUACCUAUAUACAUUCGCGCUAAAAAAUUUGCAAAUAUACAACACCAAUUCCAGCUAAAAUUUUCCACCCAAAAUAACAGAUAUAUAUAUAGCUUUUGA
This is a messenger RNA of Athalia rosae (coleseed sawfly), 3539 nucleotides long. RefSeq lists its product as uncharacterized. The transcript has 6 exons. NCBI's taxonomy places the organism in Eukaryota, Metazoa, Arthropoda, Insecta, Hymenoptera, Athaliidae. The record is from RefSeq and is a predicted model, not a curated record. The coding region runs from base 1338 to 1790 and encodes 150 amino acids.